GACAUUGACAGUGAUAACAGUAAAAAUUUGACGUUUCCGGCUGACCUUCAAUGAAAUGAGCUUUUGUUUGACCUUGAGAAUUUGAAUUGGGAACCUCGAUUGAUUUCGGAAUCGGAAUUCGGAAACCUUGUCCGCUUGCGUCGAUAAUGAGUAACUUUUUUACCUGAAAAUAAUAUAUAUUUAAACUCAGAUUUUUUGCAAGUAAUUGUUUGAUACAAGUACUUAAACCCACCAGAAAUGUGUGGUCGAACCGGACUGUCGCUAAAUAAAGAAAAGGUUCAAUGUGCUUGUGGAUACAAAUCAAAAAAGUCUAAUUUAUAUACCAAACCUUCUUGGCUGCCAGAAUAUAACGCGGGCAAAGAGUAUACUCCCUCGUACAACAUUGCUCCAACGGACGUUACUCCAGUGCUUGUAUCUUCUAACAAAUUCCCAAACGUAGAAAAUGAACGAGUUCUUAAACCUAUGAUGUGGGGUAUUAUCCCGCCAUGGCAUAAGGGAGAUUACAAGACACAUAACCUGAGUACAAAUAACUGCCGUCUAGAGAAUAUAAAGAGAUCCAAACUAUAUAGCCCUAUAUUAAAUAAUGGAGGUAGAUGCAUAAUUGUAGCUGAGGGUUUCUACGAAUGGCAGACAACUAACAAGUUGUCUAAGACCAAACAGCCAUAUUAUGUCUAUGCUCCACAGGAUGAUGGCAUAAAGAUUGAUGAACCAGAAACAUGGAACAACAGUUUUAGUGAAGAAACCGGCUGGACAGGAAUACACCUACUUCAUAUGGCUGGCUUGUAUCAAGUCUGGCAACAUGAGGACACAAUUAUUUACUCAUAUUCUGUCAUAACAAUGGAGUCCAAUGACACCUUGGAUUGGCUGCAUCACAGAAUGCCUGCUAUUCUAAAUAGUGAAGAACAGAUUGAGGCAUGGCUUGACAUAGACAGUGUGAAGCCUGAUAUGGCCCUCAGUUAUCUCAAGCCAGUAAAACUACUAGCCUGGCAUCCAGUUUCAAGUGGAGUUAACAAUUCCAGAAACAAAAGCGCUGAUUGCAAUAAGAGAUUCAUCAAGGAAGAGAAAAACAAGAAAACUCAAAAAACAUUAAACUCUUUUUUUUCUAAAGUUGAGAAACAUAAGCUAACUGAUCAAAGUGAUUCUGAUAACAAAAGGCAAAAAACUAGUAAUAAUUAGGCAGUUUAAUAAAAUAUUUGUUGAAUAAUUAA
Helicoverpa zea (corn earworm) is the source of this 1208-nucleotide messenger RNA. RefSeq names its product abasic site processing protein HMCES. NCBI's taxonomy places the organism in Eukaryota, Metazoa, Arthropoda, Insecta, Lepidoptera, Noctuidae. Gene Ontology annotation, biological process: DNA damage response. Gene Ontology annotation, molecular function: single-stranded DNA binding. The coding region runs from base 238 to 1176 and encodes 312 amino acids. The record is from RefSeq and is a predicted model, not a curated record. The transcript is spliced from 5 exons.